AUGGCUGCUCUUCCUAAUACCUACGACGAGCCCGUCCGUAUCGCCGUCAUUGGUGGUACUGGUCUUCGUGAGCUUCCUGGCUUCACCCAGGUUGCGUCGCUGUCGGUCACCACCCCCUGGGGCAACCCCUCCUCCCCGAUCACCAUCCUGCACCACCAGUGCUCCCACAACAACAAGACCGUCGCUGUCGCCUUCCUGAGCCGGCACGGCGCUCACCACCAGAUUGCGCCCCAUGAGGUUCCGGCCCGCGCCAACAUUGCUGCCCUGCGCUCCAUCGGUGUCCGUACCAUCAUUGCUUUCUCUGCUGUCGGCAGCUUGCAAGAAGAGAUCAAGCCCCGUGAUUUUGUUAUCCCCGAUCAGGUCAUCGAUCGUACCAAGGGUGUCCGCCCAUGGACCUUCUUUGAAGGAGGUGUGGUUGCGCAUGUUCCUUUCGGAGAUCCCUUCGACGAGGGUAUCGCCAAGGUUGUUAGAGCUUGCGGACACAGCCUGGAGGGCGAGGGUGUUGUUCUGCACGACCGGGGAACUCUGAUCUGCAUGGAGGGCCCCCAAUUCUCCACUCGUGCUGAGAGCAACCUAUACCGUUCCUGGGGAGGCAGCGUCAUCAACAUGUCCUGCUUGCCUGAGGCUAAGCUGGCUCGUGAAGCUGAGAUUGCCUACCAGAUGAUCUGCAUGUCUACUGACUAUGACUGCUGGCAUGAGGCGACAGCCGACGUCACUGUCGAGAUGGUCAUGGGUCACAUGAAGGCCAACGCCCAAAACGCCAGACAUUUCGUCACUGCCGUCCUUGAUGCUUUGGCCAGCGACGAGAACUCUGAGCUUGUUCAGGCGAAGCAUGUUGCAGGAUCCAUCAAAUUUGGUCUGAGCACGGCUCAGGCCAACUGGAGCCCUGAAGCCCGCGAGAAGCUGGAAUGGCUCUUCCCCGGAUACUGGAACUAG
This is a messenger RNA of Aspergillus clavatus NRRL 1, 936 nucleotides long. RefSeq names its product S-methyl-5-thioadenosine phosphorylase. Gene Ontology annotation, biological process: nucleoside metabolic process. The transcript is spliced from 3 exons. Bases 1 to 936 code for a protein of 311 amino acids. Gene Ontology annotation, molecular function: S-methyl-5-thioadenosine phosphorylase activity. Gene Ontology annotation, cellular component: cytosol. Lineage: Eukaryota; Fungi; Ascomycota; Eurotiomycetes; Eurotiales; Aspergillaceae. The record is from RefSeq and is a predicted model, not a curated record.